CUGCCAGGCUUUGCUGGGUGCUCUGCUGGAUGCUGUGCUGGGUGCUGGGCUCUGCCAGGCUUUGCAGGGUGCCAUGCUGGGUGCUAUGCUGUGCUGGGCUCUACUGGGUGCUGGGUUCUGCCAGGCUUUGCAGGGUGCCAUGCUGGGUGCUAUGCUGUGCUGUGCUGGGUGCUGGGCUCUACUGGGUGCUGUGCUGAGUGCUGGGUUCUGCCAGGCUUUGCAGGGUGCCGUGCUGGGCGCUGGACUCUACUGGGUGCUGUGCUGGGUAGUGGGCUGUGCCAGGCUUUGCUGGGUGCCUUGCUGUUCUGGGUGCUGGGUGCCAUGCUGUGCUGUGCCAGGCUGUGCCGGGUGCCACCCCGGUCACUUCCUUGGCUCCCAAAGCCGCCGGCCCGGUUGUGCAGGAAGCGGCCCGGCAUUGCGUGCCUGGGGACAGCGAGGCCGGGGCAGCUGGGUGUGAUGGGGCCAUAAAGCACCUCUCCUCCUCCUCAUAAAGCUGCUGUGGGAUCGCUGUGCCGACCUCACCCCGUGUCCUUCCAUCCCUGCAGGGAUUUCCUGCCCCGUGGCUCCGGCAUCGUCACCCGGCGGCCGCUCAUCCUGCAGCUCAUCUUCUCCAAGACGGAAUAUGCCGAGUUCUUGCACUGCAAAUCCAAGAAGUUCACGGAUUUCGAUGAGGUGCGGCAGGAGAUCGAAGCGGAGACCGACCGGGUGACGGGCACCAACAAGGGCAUCUCCCCCAUCCCCAUCAACCUGCGCGUCUACUCGCCGCACGUGCUGAACCUGACGCUGAUCGACCUGCCGGGGAUCACCAAGGUGCCGGUGGGCGACCAGCCGCAGGACAUCGAGUUCCAGAUCCGGGACAUGAUCCUGCAGUUCAUCGCCCGCGAGAGCAGCCUCAUCCUGGCCGUCACGCCCGCCAACAUGGACCUGGCCAACUCGGACGCGCUCAAGAUGGCCAAGGAGGUGGAUCCGCAGGGCCUGCGGACCAUCGGUGUGAUCACCAAACUGGACCUGAUGGAUGAGGGCACCGACGCCCGGGACGUGCUGGAGAACAAACUGCUGCCGCUGCGCAGAGGAUACAUCGGCGUGGUGAACCGCAGCCAGAAGGACAUUGAUGGCAAGAAGGACAUCCGUGCGGCGCUGGCGGCCGAGCGCAAGUUCUUCCUGUCGCACCCGGCGUACCGGCACAUGGCCGACCGCAUGGGCACCCCGCACCUGCAGAAGGUCCUCAACCAGCAACUGACCAACCACAUCCGGGAGACGCUGCCGUCGCUGCGCAGCAAGCUGCAGAGCCAGCUGCUGUCCCUGGAGAAGGAGGUGGAGGAGUACAAGAACUUCCACCCCGACGACCCCACGCGGAAAACCAAAGCCUUGCUGCAGUGAGUGAGGGGGGCUGGGCUGGGGGGCUCCGCGCCGUGGGAGGGGGCAUCUGCCUUCAGUAAUUGGGGCCUGCGAGGACCUGUCCAACACAAGCCCUGCUGUAGCCCUGUGACCUUCAAGGACCCUGGGCAUUUGAUGGCUCUGUGAUUGUCAAGGAUGUGUCCAACCCAACCCGUUGUACAGUUCUGUGACCUUCAAGGACCCUUCCAACCCCGCCCAUCCUAUGGUUGCAUGAUUCUGUUAUCUUUGAGGACCUUUCCAACCCCGCCCAUCUCUGAGGACUUUUCCAACCCAACCCAUUGUAU
Messenger RNA from Phasianus colchicus (ring-necked pheasant), 1682 nucleotides. The record is from RefSeq and is a predicted model, not a curated record. NCBI's taxonomy places the organism in Eukaryota, Metazoa, Chordata, Aves, Galliformes, Phasianidae.